AUGGCCAACAGAGGAGGCAGGAGAGAUGUCCUGCAAACACUGGAUGACAGGGAAUUAUUGAGACGCUACAGAUUGGAUCGAGCAGGAAUCAUGUUUGUGGUGGAUCUCCUUAGAGAUGCAAUUACUUCAACUCGACGCCACAACGCUUUUACACCGGAGAAGAAAGUAAUCACAACCCUGAGGUAUUUGGCAACAGGGAAAAUGCAACAAUGCAGCAGUGAUGACUUGGGUCUGUCCCAAUCCUCCGUCAGCAGAGUCAUCACCCAAACACUGACAGCUUUGUCACAACCUAAUAUUGUGACACAAUUUGUUUCAUUCCUGGAUGCCCGCACUUUACACACACAUAAAAGGGCAUUUAUGGACAUUGCAGGAUUCCCUGGCGUUGUGGGUGUAAUUGAUGGAACACAUGUGAGAAUAAUUGCGCCAUCAGAGGACGAGGCUGUCUUUGUUAACAGGAAGAAUUUCCACAGCAUCAAUGUGCAAAUAGUGUUCAAUACGGCCUGUAAGAUUUUGGACAUUGUGGCUAGAUGGCCAGGCUCCACACAUGAUGCGAGAAUGCUCUCCGAGAGUGGCAUCAGACAGCUUUUUGAGAGACGCUAUGUGCCAGCUAAUUGCCACUUGUUAGGGGACAGUGGCUACCCAUGCAAACCAUGGCUCCUUACACCUUACCUCCAGCCACGCCAAGGGCCCCAACUAAACUAUAACAGGGCCCACAAGACAACAAGAGCGGUGGUGGAGCGUGACAUAGGCCAGCUUAAGAGGCGCUUUCAUGUUCUCCACGGAGAGGUGCGGCUGAGGCCUGAAAAAGUCAGCAAAGUCAUCAUAGCCUGUGCAAUAUUACACAAUAUUUGCAAGAUUAGACAGAUUGCAGAACCUCUGGAGGAUGGCGAUGAGGAUGAAGACAACGCUGAGGAUGGUGGGAUGCUGACGGAGCAGGUGCUGCGGAUGGGAAUGGUGUUUGAUCCGCCGGGCUAUCCUGAGUAG
Molecule: messenger RNA, 984 nt
Organism: Xyrauchen texanus (razorback sucker)
Lineage: Eukaryota; Metazoa; Chordata; Actinopteri; Cypriniformes; Catostomidae
Product: putative nuclease HARBI1
Exons: 3
Coding region: 1-984 (327 amino acids)
Source: RefSeq, a predicted model, not a curated record